GUGUGUGUGUGUGUGUGUGUGUGUGUGUGUGUACACACAACACAAGAGAGCGAGCGCUUAUUAUUUAUCCAGGAGGAGCAGCACGCACGCGAGCGCCGCGGUGAACUCUGUGCGCCUCAAGUUUGCUCCCUUGAGCUCUGCUACCUCGAGCACUUACGCGUGUGUAUCCAGACAAAGGGAGCUGAUGCGCGUUUUUUUGUCCACGAGGAAAAUGUGGAUGAGGUCAGCGGGAAGUGUUUGCAGAGAGAUGCAUCCGCCGCGCACUUGAUCUGACCACACAAAAGAAGAAGAGCCCCGAGCCGCUUACCUGCGUGAACACACCGCGGACAGACACGCACGUGUGCCGCUGACUGAGCGACCGUAGCCGCAUGGGGUUUGGGAAGAAAUAACGGCUUCACGGAGACAGCUGCUGUAACGUUAGGCCUCUCCGCUAAACUCGCACUCGCCGGACGCGGUCUCUCAUCCACCGGGAGAAAUGGGUCUGAUUUUCGCCAAACUGUGGAGUUUCUUUUGUAAUCAAGAACACAAGGUGAUUAUUGUGGGUCUGGACAACGCUGGAAAAACCACUAUCCUUUAUCAGUUUUUAAUGAAUGAGGUGGUGCACACGUCUCCUACAAUUGGCAGCAAUGUGGAGGAAAUAGUGGUGAAGAAAACUCACUUUCUGAUGUGGGAUAUUGGUGGUCAGGAGAGUCUCCGCUCCUCUUGGAACACAUACUACUCCAACACUGAGUUCAUCAUACUGGUAGUGGACAGUACUGACAGAGAAAGACUAGCCAUUUCAAAAGAAGAGCUCUACAGGAUGCUAGCACAUGAGGAUCUGCGCAAAGCUGCAGUGUUGAUCUUUGCUAAUAAGCAGGACAUGAAGGGUUGUAUGUCUGCAGCAGAGAUUUCCAAAUAUCUGACUCUGAGCUCCAUCAAGGAUCAUCCCUGGCACAUCCAGUCGUGCUGUGCGCUCACUGGAGAAGGGCUCUGUCAAGGUUUAGAGUGGAUGACUUCGAGGGCUGGGCUCAGAUAGCCUCUGAUUCUUGUUGGACUGAUUGACAGUUACUCCCACAUCCUCUGGUGGCAUCGCAGGCUCAUCCCAUUGGCUGCUUAUGUUUUAUUUUUAAUCUCUUAAUCAGAAUUGCCACUCUGCAGCUGAACUUCCUGGACACCUACCUCAGCUGGGAUUUUUCAGUUACGUGAAUCUGGUUUGUCGGUUAAUACUAUAUCAGGAACGAUUACAUUUUUGUACUGGGUGUAAAACAGAAGAUCUUUUAAAGUCUGAAGUAUUUGAACUUCUAGAGAGGCACUGCAGUGCUGGUAUGUUUGUGAGGAGGGACUGUGUUUUUAACACUCUGGCAGUGGAAUAGAUGUUCUCCAGAUAAGUAUAUUAAGCUAAUUGUGUAUGUUCUUUAAAUCUACUGGGAAGAAAUGAUUUGAAUGGUCAAAAUGUUACUUUUUCACACGGGGAUUCUUUGGGUCAGUUGUUGUCAAUGUUUUUGGGGUAUUAAGUGUUCAAAGUGCCAUUGGUACCCAGCAACACCACUACAUAUCAUGACACCUGAGCAUAUCACAUAGUACACAUUACCUCAAUCAUUAGUUACAGUAGAGGGUGCUGUUACCAUUUCAGACGUGGCUAUCACAGCUUGAAAUGUCAUUUAUGUGACAUUCAAUUUAAAGGAGGACACCAGGUAUGAUGUUUUUCCAGCAUUUAAUUUUUUAAAAUGGCACACAUUAAAAAGCAGCUCUUGGCUGGAUUUACUGUGUGUGUGUGUGUGUGUGUGUGUG
This is a messenger RNA of Puntigrus tetrazona (Sumatra barb), 1770 nucleotides long. It is a transcript of the gene arl8, whose product is annotated as ADP-ribosylation factor-like 8. Gene Ontology annotation, cellular component: cytoplasm; trans-Golgi network. The coding region runs from base 476 to 1015 and encodes 179 amino acids. The transcript has 6 exons. Gene Ontology annotation, biological process: intracellular protein transport; vesicle-mediated transport; protein localization to Golgi membrane. Gene Ontology annotation, molecular function: GTPase activity; GTP binding. The record is from RefSeq and is a predicted model, not a curated record. NCBI's taxonomy places the organism in Eukaryota, Metazoa, Chordata, Actinopteri, Cypriniformes, Cyprinidae.